AUGGAAUCUUUGAGGGAUCCCAGUAAUGCUGAAGGAGAUGCCGAUGUAUUAGUGAAUGAAGAUGAAAACAAAUAUUUGGGUCAGAUUAGAUAUAUUUUGAAGAAUGGCGAAAAAAUCAAUGACCGAACCGGUGUUGGGACGAUUUCUGUAUUUGGAAUGCACUCCAUUUAUUCGCUUCGAAAUGGUGUCGUUCCAGUAUUGACAACCAAACGAGUCUACUGGAAAGGAGUUGUUGAAGAAUUGUUAUGGUUCAUUCGAGGAGAUACAAAUGCAAAGCAUUUGUCUGAAAAAGGUGUCAAGAUUUGGGAUGCCAAUGGAUCUCGACAAUUCCUAGACCAAUGUGGCUUCAAUGAUCGGUCUGAAGGAGAUUUAGGGCCCGUUUAUGGUUUCCAGUGGCGACAUUGUGGUGCUGAAUAUCGAGGUAUGGAUGCUGACUACACCAACCAAGGUGUCGACCAGUUAUCUGAAAUCAUUAAUCUGAUCAAAAAUGAACCACACAGUCGUCGUAUCAUACUCAAUGCCUGGAAUGUUAAAGAUUUGAAGCAGAUGGCUUUACCACCUUGUCAUACUCUUGCUCAAUUCGCGGUGCGUAGUGGUGAACUUUCAUGUCAGUUAUAUCAACGUUCCGGAGACAUGGGUUUGGGAGUGCCUUUUAAUUUAGCGAGCUAUGGACUUCUGACGCAUAUGAUAGCACAUAUCUGUGAUCUUAAGGCUGGUCAGCUAUGUCAUGUUUUGGGCGACGCUCAUGUAUAUGUGAAUCAUGUUGACGCUCUGCAAGAACAGCUCAAACGUCAGCCGCGACCGUUUCCUACUGUUCGAUUCGUUGGAAAUAUCAAGACAAUAGAUGAUUUCACUUAUGAUUCAAUUAUUCUUGAAAAUUACCGGCCGAUGCCAACAAUUAAAAUGGCAAUGGCAGUGUAA
Messenger RNA from Cercopithifilaria johnstoni, 921 nucleotides. The record is from the annotation of a GenBank genome assembly. Lineage: Eukaryota; Metazoa; Nematoda; Chromadorea; Rhabditida; Onchocercidae.